AUGAAAUUCGGCUCAAGCAUUGUGUUGCUUUCCUUCGGGCUCUUUAACGUCGUUCGUGGUGAUGCUGUUCCUUGGGAGCGGAUCGACAAGAACAACUCUAUGCUCUUGAUUCUCGAUCUCCAAGUCGGCCUCUACCAGCUCAGCCGUGACUGGGAUGCUACGCUCUACCGUGACAACAUGAUGGCUCAUGCUGAGCUAGGCAAGCUCUUCAAUCUGCCCACUGUCCUGACUACCUCGGCUCAGCAAGGUCCGAAUGGUCCCCUGCCAAAGGAGAUGCUAGCAAUGUACCCCGAUGCCCCCCUCAUCCAACGCCAGGGCGAAGUCAACGCCUGGGACAAUCCCGAAUUCCGCGCGGCCGUGAAAGCGACCGGCAAGCAACAAAUCAUCGUCGCUGGCAUCGUAACUGACGUGUGCACCGCCUUCCUUGCGCUUUCUCUCCGCGCCGAAGGCUACUCCGUCUUUGCCAACAUCGAAGCCUCGGGUACAACGACAGCUCUCGUCCGAGACACGGCCAACUCGCGCAUGGAGAAGGCCGGCGUCCAGCUUGUGAGCUUGUUCUCCAUCGUGUGUGAUUUGAUGCGUGACUGGAGGAAUACUCCUGGGGCUAAAGAAGUCCUGCCGUAUCUGGAUAGGUAUAUGCCGGUUUAUGGAAUGCUGGCGAGGGGUCAUGCGGCAGCUGUUGAGAAUGGGACAGUGAUUCCGGGGGAGCAGGGAUUAAUCUAGAUAUUUGGGUUAGUAAUGAGAGGAAGGGAAGGAGCUUGAGAGAAGUGAAUUUGAAGGUGGCAAAGUAGGGUAGGG
Lindgomyces ingoldianus is the source of this 798-nucleotide messenger RNA. RefSeq names its product Isochorismatase hydrolase. Bases 1 to 723 code for a protein of 240 amino acids. NCBI's taxonomy places the organism in Eukaryota, Fungi, Ascomycota, Dothideomycetes, Pleosporales, Lindgomycetaceae. The record is from RefSeq and is a predicted model, not a curated record. The transcript has 5 exons.